Molecule: messenger RNA, 2750 nt
Organism: Pangasianodon hypophthalmus (striped catfish)
Lineage: Eukaryota; Metazoa; Chordata; Actinopteri; Siluriformes; Pangasiidae
Gene: slc25a38a
Product: solute carrier family 25 member 38a
Exons: 8
Coding region: 632-1495 (287 amino acids)
Biological process (GO): glycine import into mitochondrion
Cellular component (GO): mitochondrial inner membrane; mitochondrion
Molecular function (GO): glycine transmembrane transporter activity
Source: RefSeq, a predicted model, not a curated record
GCCUUCACUAGACCUGCACUUCCGCUACAGCAGCAGUGCUGGACCCCUGCAGCUCUUCCUCCUGCUGUACCCCUGCAGCUCUUCCUCCUACUGAACCUGCAGCUCUUCCUCCUACUGAACCUGCAGCUCUUCCUCCUACUGAACCUGUAGCUCUUCCUCGUGCUGGACCCCUGCAGCUCUUCCUCCUACUGAACCUGUAGCUCUUCCUCAUGCUGGACCCCUGCAGCUCUUCCUCCUACUGAACCUGUAGCUCUUCCUCGUGCUGGACCCCUGCAGCUCUUCCUCCUACUGAACCUGUAGCUCUUCCUCGUGCUGGACCCCUGCAGCUCUUCCUCCUACUGAACUUGUAGCUCUUCCUCCUGCUGGACCUGUAGCUCUUCCUCGUGCUGGACCCCUGCAGCUCUUCCUCGUGCUGGACCCCUGCAGCUCUUCCUCGUGCUGGACCCCUGCAGCUCUUCCUCGUGCUGGACCCCUGCAGCUCUUCCUCGUGCUGGACCCCUGCAGCUCUUCCUCGUGCUGGACCCCUGCAGCUCUUCCUCGUGCUGGACCUUUCUUCAGCGGCUGCACUGCAGGAGGAAGAUCAGAAAGCCUGAAUCAGGAGACACUGUGAGUCUGCUUCUCCUCUGCCAUCAUGGAGUUUUCUCUGGCUCAUCCUGUGAUUAAAGCCUUCAUGUGUGGUUCUCUGAGUGGAACCUGCUCCACUUUGCUCUUCCAGCCGCUGGAUCUGGUGAAGACCCGUCUACAGACCCUGCAGAACAGUGUACAGCCCGGUUCAGGAAGGAUUGGCAUGGUAACCAUCUUCCUCACUGUUGUGAGGACGGAGAAGCUCCUAGGACUUUGGAAGGGAGUCUCACCUUCGUUUGUACGGUGUAUCCCCGGUGUGGGAAUCUACUUCAGCACAUACUACAGUGUGAAGCAGCGGUUCUUCAGUGACAGAGCGCCGCGUCCCCUGGAGGCCGUGCUGCUGGGUGCUGGAGCUCGGUGUGUAGCGGGAGUCUGCAUGCUGCCGGUCACCGUCAUCAAAACACGCUUCGAGAGUGGACGUUAUAACUACAGCAGUGUAGUAGGAGCUCUGCGCAGUGUGUGUCACACAGAAGGGCCGAGAGCGCUGUUCUCCGGUCUCACGGCUACUCUGCUCCGAGACGCUCCCUUCUCCGGCAUCUACGUCAUGUUCUACAGCCAGGCCAAGAACACACUGCCUCAUGAGAUAAGCGAGUCAGCGUACGCUCCACUGGCUAACUUCAGCUGCGGUGUUGGAGCCGGAGUGUUGGCCUCUCUGCUCACGCAGCCUGCAGACGUGGUGAAGACUCACAUGCAGGUGAAUCCUCAUCGCUUCAGGAGAAGCGCAGACGCGCUCACCUACAUCUACACGGAGCACGGCUUGGCUGGGUUUUUCCGUGGUGCCGUGCCUCGCUGUCUCCGCAGGACGAUGAUGGCGGCGAUGGCCUGGACCGUGUACGAGCAGCUCAUGGCUCGAAUGGGCCUCAAAUCCUGAGAGAGAGAAUCAGAGAUGGAGAAAAUCCCAGAUGAAAGAUGAAUAGAGGAUUAAAGCAGAGCGUGAAACGGAGAAGAGAAAGAUGGAGACUGAAAUAUGAACGAAUGAGAGAGUUUGCUCGGGUCUCUGAGACAGCAGGAGAUGGAGAGUGAAUGUUUCUGCUUCAGAGACGCUACGUUCAGAAACAAAUGAUCUUUUUAAAAUCCCAGACAUCUACAGUGCACCGUUUACACUCAGCACUGUGGUGAAGAUUUAUUAUUGUACAAACAACUGAGAAUUGAGAUUGGAACAAGGACGUGUUUCCUGGAAAUUCGGGCAGUACUGGGGAGAAGACGCAUCAAAGUGCCCUGAUAGCGACAAAUAAUUCAUAAGUCGGAUGGAAAGUGUUCAUUUGAUACUGAGAUGCAUUGCUGCUGCUGCUGUUAUUGUACCUUCAGUGUUUAGAUAAAGGAGCAGCAGUAAGAUCUCAGUAAUGGCUAAAAGUUCUCGGGAGAGCUGCAUUCAUGAAUGUGAUGCUGUGCACUAAAAACACACUUUUUUUAAUGCAUGCGUGAACACACAUCUGUGUCCAGGAGAGCGUCACUGCACCUUAUGAACAAACUGUCUGAGACUUCAGCUUUGUACGAGUUCAUGACGUUGACUGGCUAUAAAGUGUAAGUGCAUUAUAGCAUAGUAACGUUACAGUAGCUAUAAACACUCAUUCCCCCUGCAGCCAGUCAGAAUAAACCUUAAAUAUCUCCUUAUGUAAAACUUCACCAGAUUACAUGGAAUGUCUGCUGUUCAAGUCUCUGUUGAAGUUCUCACUACAGAAAAUUAAAUCAACUGCUUCUGGCCAAUCAGUUUUGAGAAUUCAACAAUGAUGUGUUUAUAGUUGCUUUAGAUGUUCAGUAGUAAAUAUGAGCAAAGCAACAUCAUGGGACGAUCAGUAUCUCAUUCAGUGUAAUCUACACUUCACGUUGUAGAACAGAGAGGUGAUGUUAUAUUUCAGUCUGAUCACUGUGCAUUAAAUCGUGUGUCUCUUGUUCUCGUUUGCGGGAUUGCUGGAGGAGACUUUAAUAACCUGUGAGACAGCGCUGAAUGAAAAAAAUUUUGCCGUGUCGUCAGUAAUGACAGUUUUUUUUUUUUUAUCAGUUUAUCAAAUGUCUCAGUACUGUGAUAAAUUAUUUUUGUUUGCACAAUUCAUAUUAAUAUAUUAAUGUUUUUUAUAUGUGCAGUUGCUAACUUACUAAAAAAAAAAAAAAAUUAUUUUAUCGUC